AUGUGUAUUGACUAUCGGGAACUAAACAAGCUGACGAUUAAGAACAAGUACCCGUUGCCUAGGAUCGAUGACCUGUUCGAUCAGCUUCAGGGAAAGACAGUGUUUUCAAAAAUUGAUUUACGAUCUGGUUAUCAUCAAUUGAGGAUUCGAGAGGAGGACAUACCAAAGACUGCUUUUAGAACCAGAUAUAGGCACUAUGAGUUUCUGGUAAUGUCAUUCGGAUUGACUAAUGCUCCUGCGGCCUUUAUGGAUCUUAUCAAUAGGGUAUUCAAGGAUUUCCUCGAUAACUGCGUUAUAGUGUUUAUCGAUGACAUUCUUAUAUACUCUCAGUCAGAAGAGGAGCACGAGCAUCAUCUUCGAAUGGUAUUGCAGCGACUUAGGGAUCACAAGUUGUAUGCAAAGUUCAAAAAGUGCGAAUUCGAUAUCCAAGGGCGGCCUGUUGGUUUAAGAAUAUGGACUCAGGAGGUUGAGGUGAGAAAGGCCCUUAAUGUGGCUUUAAGACGGAAAGCCUUGUAUUGGCAGCAGAGAUCCCGGGUUUCUUGGAUUAAAGAUGGGGAAAAAUGCUCUAGAUUCUUUUUCUUAUCGGCCACAAUCCAUAAUAGGCGUAAUUCUGUGGAGAGUAUCUAUGGGGUGUGGAUUACAAAUAAAAUGGAAAUUGGUAGAGAAUUCACGGGGUUCUUGAGGGACAUCUUUUCUAAUCCGACCCAAGGCCCGUUGGAAAACUUAGACCAUCUGAUCACUGAUCACCUGUCCCCCAUUGAGCAAGCAGAUAUGGAAAGCAUUUCUAGUUUCGAGGAAAUCAGAAGGACGCUCUUCUCUAUAUGUAUCUUGAAAACCCUUGGGUCGGAUGGUAUGUCUGUGCUUUUCUUUAAACAUGUUACGGAUGACUUCUAUGAGGCAGUUGUGGACUUUUGUCAGUCCAGGUUUAUGUAUAGAGGAUUCAAUGCGACGAAUGUGACUCUUAUUCCGAAGGUUCCCAACCCGAAAAAAGUCUCCCAGUUCAGACCUAGUUCACUAUGCAAUGUUGUCUACAAGGAUAGCAAUGUCUUAAUCCAAGAGAUUAUCCACUCCUUUAAACGCAGGAAAGGGAAAGAAGGUUUGUUUGUUAUCAAAAUUUACCUGGUUAAAGCAUAUGAUAAACUAAGCUGGCAAUUCAUUGAUCGUGUGCUUUGUAGCUUUAAGGCCCCUACCAGGUUUUGUAACUGGGUUUGGCAGUGCAUCUCUACAACUUCCUUCAACCUUUUUCUCAAUGGUUGCAAGAUGAGCAAUUUUGAUCCCGCGUGUGGUAUCCAGCAAGGGGACCCUCGUUCCCCUACCUUUUUAUCUGGACAGCUGACAUACUCUCUCGCGGGACGUGCUACUUUAAUCACAUCUGUGGGGCUUGCGCUGUCAGUUUAUACUAUGCAGACCACGAAGCUUUCCAAAAAAUGUUCCUUAAAGAUUGAUGGUAUGGUCAGAGACUUCUGGUGGGGUUGCAAGCAAGGAAAAUGGGGUAUCUGCUUAAAAGCCUGGGAUCACUUGUGUCUUCCCAAAUCUCGGGGAGGUCUUGGGUUUUGCAAGACAGGGGAAAUGAAUAAAGCUUUAUUGGCCAAGUGGGGUUGGGCUCUUCUAAAUGAGGACCAAUCGUUAUGCUGUCAAGUUCUAAGUGCCAAGUAUCUUAGAGGGAAAAUCUUUUUUGAGUGCUCAUUCAAGAGCUCUUAUUCGUGGUUCUGGAAGAACGUUGUUCGUACUAAAGAUAUCCUCAAAAAGGGGGCAGGCAAGCUUAUUUUGAAUGGGAAAGAGAUUAAUAUCUGGGAGGACCCAUGGGUUAUUCAUAGUAGGGAUUUUGUCCCUAAACCUUUUACCCAUCCGCCGGACAGCUUGAGGUUAGUGGCAGACUUACUCUUACCGAACAGGGACUGGGACAUCUCUAAGCUCUCAAAUCUUUUUGACCAGGAAACAAUUAGUAACAUUAUCAAAGGUGGCAAGCCUAAUGGGCAAGAGGGUGAUUUAUGGGUCUGGACUAUAGAAUCGAAUGGGUUAUUUUCUACCAAGUCUGCGUACCUUAUCCAAGCCCUUGAACGUGCUCCCCUGUGUAGUGUUGCCCCUGCACUCUAA
This is a messenger RNA of Cannabis sativa, 2097 nucleotides long. RefSeq lists its product as uncharacterized. The transcript has 4 exons. The record is from RefSeq and is a predicted model, not a curated record. The coding region runs from base 1 to 2097 and encodes 698 amino acids. Lineage: Eukaryota; Viridiplantae; Streptophyta; Magnoliopsida; Rosales; Cannabaceae.